Molecule: messenger RNA, 423 nt
Organism: Amphimedon queenslandica
Lineage: Eukaryota; Metazoa; Porifera; Demospongiae; Haplosclerida; Niphatidae
Product: zinc finger MYM-type protein 1-like
Exons: 1
Coding region: 1-423 (140 amino acids)
Source: RefSeq, a predicted model, not a curated record
AUGGCAGAUGAAGUGACUGACUCAUCCAAUCAUGAGCAGUUUGUUAUUUGUCUACGGUGGGUUGAUAGCAUAUCAUUUGCUGUUAAUAAAGAUUUGGUUGGUUUUUAUCAAGUUGAUGACAUCACUGCAAGUACACUUUUUUCCUCAUUGAAAGAUGUUUUACUCCGUUUGAACAUUAAUAUACAAAACUGUCGUGCACAAUGUUUUGAUGGUGCUAGCAAUAUGAUUGGUGCACGAAGUGGUGUCGCAACUUUAGUCCAAAAGGAGGAGCCUCGUGCUAUUUUAGUCCAUUGUUAUGGCCAUUCCUUGCAGCUUGCAGUUUGUGAUACUGUUAAGCAAAUAAGAAUAAUGUCUGAUGCUCUUGACACAACUAAUGAGAUAUCCAAGCUGCUGAAGUACUCACCCAAACGUGACACUUUUUGA